AUGGAGGAAGAAGAAGAAGAGGAAGACUACAUGUCUGAUUUAUUUAUAAAGGUGAAGGAAGCUAUUCAGAAAGAAGAGAAGCAAAAAGAAGCCAAUGAGAAGAACAGACAAAAGAGUAUAAAAGAAGAAGAAAAAGAGAGACGUGACUUGGUAUUGAAAAGUGCUUUGGGCAGUGAGAACAAGGGCUUUGCUUUGCUCCAGAAGAUGGGCUACAAGAGCGGCCAGGCCCUUGGCAAGAGCGGAGAAGGCAUUGUUGAACCUAUUCCUCUGAACAUAAAAACAGGCAGAAGUGGGAUUGGUCAUGAGGAAUUAAAAAAGAGAAAAGCUGAAGAAAAACUGGAAAACUAUAGACAAAAACUCCAUAUGAAAAAGCAAGCAAAUGAACAAGCUGCAGAUCAGUUCAGAAUAAGAUUUAAAAAUAAACAAGAAGAACGUAAGAUGGAAGGGGACCUCCGAAAAAGCCAGAGGGCCUGCCAGCAGUUAGACAUGCAAAAAGAUAUUGAUGUUCCCAAGGAGACUUGGUACUGGCUAGAACCCGAAGAGGAAGACAAAAAUGAUGAGGAAGACAAGGAAGAUGAAUGCACAAGUUCGGACUUAAGUGUAUCAGAAAAGCUACACAUCCUGACUGCCUAUUUGAGAGAACACCACUUUUACUGCAUUUGGUGUGGCACAGCCUACGAAGACUCUGAAGAUUUAUCUUCAAACUGCCCUGGAGACAGUGCUGCAGAUCAUGACUAA
Molecule: messenger RNA, 738 nt
Organism: Nestor notabilis (Kea)
Lineage: Eukaryota; Metazoa; Chordata; Aves; Psittaciformes; Psittacidae
Gene: GPATCH11
Product: G patch domain containing 11
Exons: 8
Coding region: 1-738 (245 amino acids)
Cellular component (GO): kinetochore
Molecular function (GO): nucleic acid binding
Source: RefSeq, a predicted model, not a curated record